Messenger RNA from Corticium candelabrum, 3352 nucleotides. RefSeq names its product filamin-A-like. The transcript is spliced from 2 exons. Gene Ontology annotation, molecular function: actin filament binding. NCBI's taxonomy places the organism in Eukaryota, Metazoa, Porifera, Homoscleromorpha, Homosclerophorida, Plakinidae. The record is from RefSeq and is a predicted model, not a curated record. Gene Ontology annotation, biological process: actin cytoskeleton organization. The coding region runs from base 60 to 3233 and encodes 1057 amino acids.
CGUGACCCUGCUCAUCGCGUACACAAGAAUAUGUACAACAACCGCCACUCUUAGGAAAGAUGACAAGUAACGUCUUCGGAUCGCAACCGGCCAUCAAGAAAAACUGGUCAAAAAUCCAAAGUACGACCUUCACAAACUGGAUCAACCAGCGAUUAAAAUUGAAUGGAGAGAACGGUGCCAGCGAGCCGAUACGAGAUCUUACCACGGCUUUACAAGACGGCGAUUUGCUUAUUAAGCUUGUGGAAAACUUAACUGGAGUUACUAAAGCGAGAAAAAACACUCGCCAGCCUCGACUGAGAGUGCAGAAAUUGGCCGACGUUGGGGCGGCUCUGGAGUUUGUUCGAGAGCAGGGAAUAAAGCUUGUUAAUAUAGGUCCCGAAGACAUUGUCGGCGGUAAUACAAAAUUGACUCUCGGUCUGAUAUGGACGCUAAUACAACGCUUUCAAAUACGAAGCACCAACCAACGUAUCUCCACCAAGGGCAUCCUACAAGUAUGGUCCCAAGCAAUGCUCCCAGACCUUCCAAUCAACAACCUGACUAGCGACUGGAAUGACGGCCGUGCUCUCUGUGGUAUUGUUGAGAAUCUCCGUCCAGGACUUUGCCCCGAUUAUCUAGACUUAGACACCAACGACAAGCUGGAAAACGUCGAGAGAGGCAUGAACCUUGCCGAGACUCAUCUCUCAGUGCCCAGUCUAAUUGAGCCUCACGACUUCAUUGAUCCAAACAUUGAUGAGCUGAGCAUGAUGACAUAUCUUUCCUACUUCGUAUCACCGGCGAAAGAGCAUCUCCUCAAGUGGGUUAAACAGAUCAUCCCAGAGUUUGGUAUCCAAAAUUUCUCCACCGACUGGAGCGACGGCAUCGCGUUGGCUACCCUCAUGCAUCGCCUCUUCGAUCAGCUGUGUCCGAACUGCGCCGACAUGAAGACAGAAAACGGACUGGAAAAUCUCCGCGUGGCUAUAGAAGAGGGCGAGUACAGAUUGGGAUUGAAAAAGCUUCUUACGCCUACAGAGAUGACCAACCCGAAGGUCGACGAAUUGAGCGUCAUAACGUUUCUCAUGCAACUAAAAACGGCCACAUUGCUGCCACUCCCAGGAGAAUGUACCUGCUCUGGUUCCGGUCUGGAGAAAGCCGUUGUGGGAGUAAAGUCUCGAUUCAAGGUCAACGCCAGUCGAGCAGGCAACACUGAGCAACUGCUAAUCCAACUCAAAGGACCAGGAAGUGAGGACGUGCCAGUAGAUCUCUCCUCGCUGUCUCCGGGCGUCUUCACUGUGUCAUACUGUUGCCAAAGAGUCGGACACCACUCUCUGACGGUAACCCUAAACGGACAAGCAGUGCCGGGAUCUCCUUUCAAAGUCAACGCCUUUGAUCCAACAAAAUGUAAAAUCAUCACUCAACCGACCUACUUCAUACAAGGAGACGAAGGCAAAGUUGUGAUAGACAGAAGUAACGCAGGAGACGGCAUAUUCCAAGCCGAAUUGAGUGAAGAAGACAAAGGCGUUGUUACCGCAGAAACCAACGACAGCACGACAACUCUUCGAAUCAGUCAAAAAACCGGCUCACACGUAAAACUCGAGCUGCUCUUCAAUGGGCACAGACUCGUCGUCUCUCCGCUCGUCGUCCCGCUUGUCGACGCCAAGAAAGAAGCGAGCAACGCACGACUGUCAGGCAGCGGCGUGUACAACGCGACCAACCUCGAGAAGUCGACAUUUACAGUCACCGGCCUACCGCCUGGUUUACUGAACGCCGACGCACUUUCAAUAUCAAUUACCAGCAUUGGAUGCGAAGCGGAAGUAGAGCUGUUCGAGAACGAAAACGGAACGUACUUGGUAGACUAUGUCGCGCCCAAACCCGGAGCGUAUUUAAUACAAGUAAAAUGCUAUGACGUACAUAUCCCCGGCAGUCCGUUCAAGCUGACCGUCAAACAAAGAGCGGAAGCGAGCAAAUGCAUUUUCUAUCCCGACAAGAAGCGGUAUAAGAUAUCCGGGGAAGAGCUGGUGUUCAGAAUCGACGCCAGAGAGGCCGGCGCCGGCUCUCUGGCGGCUGCAGUAUUGAGCGAGAAGCGCGAGGUGUUCAAGGUGCCCUGCGAGAAAACGGGAAACGGGCAGUACGCGUUGCGUUUCACCCCGAACGACGGAAAGUGUCGGUACAUACUACACGUGCGGUGGGCUCGCAAGGCAAUAUCCGGGACGCCGCAUCGGUUCCGGGUCUGGCCGGGCGCGGAUGCGAGUAAAUGUAUAGCCUACGGUCUCGGAUUAAACGAGGGGGUAGUUAAACAGGCGUGUGAGUUCUACAUCGAUUCCCGUGAGGCGGGGAUCGGAUCCUUGUCGGUGCGAGUCCACGGAAUCAAAGACUCUUUUAAAGUAAAAGUACAGCAUGGAGAGCCCGAUCCGCGUGUUCUAACUGCUUCCUACAAUCCUCAGGAGGCAGGAGAGUAUCUCAUCUCAAUCCGCUGGUCAACUGUUGAGAUACCCGGCAGCCCAUUUGGGGUCUACAUCUCCGACCCUGAGGCUGAAUUGGAGGUUCAGCUAAAGGAAGAGAGAGCGAGGCAGCGACAAGAAAUGCGACAGUCGAGAAGAAUCAAGUCGGAGGAAGAAAGAAAGGCCAGAAUCGAAAACGAAAAGAGAAAGAAGAUAGAGGAACUAAGAGUGAGAUCGGAAGAAAAGAGAAGAAUUCGACAAGAACACGAGGAGAGGCGUCAGGCAGCUAUACUAGAGAUGGAAAAGCUUGCUAGCACGGCCACACGCACGUCUGGUCACUACAGCAGAGAUGCUCUACAGCAAUACUAUUUAUCAUCGAAGUCUCACCAUGCCAUGCUUGUAGCGCCCGGUGGUCAUCAGACUCAAUACUACCAACACAAACCUAUCACUACACGUCACAGAUCGUCGUCGUUUCGAGUCAAACGAGAAGCAAAGAAGAAGAAGAAGAAGAAGAAAGGAAGAAAAGCGAGUGGAGAUGGUCGAGUGGAAGACGAAGAAAUGCUAAGACAAGCAGACAUAGAGUCACCGAACACACCGACAGCAACACAAGUGAGGACAGAAACACAAGCAAGGGCACCAACACAAGCAAGCGCAGCUACACACAAUUGGUCUUCGUCACCAGCCAUGUCGGAUACUAAACCAACAGCAAGUCCAGAGGAAAGACAAAAGGGAGGACUGUUUGGCAUGAGCUUCGCUGGGAUGAACGCACUGACAGGCAGGAGACCAGACAUUUCAUCUUCAACUGAAAUGUUAUAAUUAGCCCCAAUAUUGUUGGAUAAACACUUAUGUAGCCUAUCAAUUGAAAUAAUGCUGCUUUUAUACUACAAAAUAUCAAAACGAGAUUUGAUACAAUAUAUAUUGGUAUUAUACCUCUG